This is a messenger RNA of Vicia villosa (hairy vetch), 2226 nucleotides long. RefSeq names its product ethylene-responsive transcription factor ERF113-like. The transcript is spliced from 2 exons. Bases 283 to 939 code for a protein of 218 amino acids. The record is from RefSeq and is a predicted model, not a curated record. Gene Ontology annotation, biological process: regulation of DNA-templated transcription; ethylene-activated signaling pathway. Lineage: Eukaryota; Viridiplantae; Streptophyta; Magnoliopsida; Fabales; Fabaceae. Gene Ontology annotation, molecular function: DNA binding; DNA-binding transcription factor activity.
AUUAUCUAGUUCAUUUCUUAAUUUCAUUAUUAUCGUCUCUCUUUUUUUUAAUUAUCAUUCUCUUUCUUAUUUUAAAGAAGCAAAACAGAAUCCUCUCUUUUGACUCUUUUGAUUUUGUUGUUUUAUUUUCAUUCAUUCAUCUUUAAAUCACUAAUCUUCUGUUUUCAGUAAUCUUAGAUCUGCUUUUAUUAAGGAAUUCAAAGCUCAUCAACAAAAAAACAGUAUAUAUAUAAACAUAUCAAGGUGGAUGAAAAGGAAGAAGCUUCACCAUCAUCUUUGUUUAUGGAGAAACAAGAUCCAUCUCAACCUACAAAUCAAGGUAAUGAAAAGAAAAAACAUUAUAGAGGAGUUAGGCUGAGACCAUGGGGAAAAUGGGCAGCUGAAAUAAGAGAUCCUAAAAAAGGAGCAAGAGUAUGGCUUGGCACAUUUGAAACAGCUGAAGCUGCAGCUACUGCUUAUGAUGAAGCUGCAUUGAAGUUCAAAGGAAACAAAGCCAAGCUUAAUUUCCCUCAACGAAUUUCUCAUUCGCCGAAUUCGGAUCCAUCGCCAAAGCGUAAUAACAAUAAUAUUCCAUUUAUAUCUUCAUCUUCAUCUUCAUCAUCGAAGAGUACUCCAUCAAAAUCUCUUUUUCCGUUAUCAUCAACAGAAAAAGAGAUGUUUCCAAACCUAAUGCAAUAUGCGCAAGUGCUUUGUAGUAAGGACGAUGAAGAUCUUCGACGUGCUACUACAUGUCUUUACAAUAAUAGUAGUAAUAAUAAUAGUAAUCGUCACAAUAAUAAUAAUAAUAAUGAACGAUUUCGCUAUUAUAAUUUGCCACCAUUCUUCUCAACAAUGGCGCCAUCUUCUACUUCUAAGGAUGAUGUUAUGUCUAGGGUUGGAGAUCAUCGCCCUUUAGAUAUGAGAAAUGAUCUUGAUGAAAGGAACAUCAAUGAGUCAUAAUAUUAAUAUAAGUGAUAUGAAUUCUUUCGAUUUUUAAAUAUUGUAGUUGAUGAAUAAAGAUUGAUUGAUUCAUAUUACAAGUAUUACAAAUUAAAUUUUAAAUAAAAUUCAAAAUUAAAUACAAGUUGUUUGAUCUUUAGCCACAAGUUGAAUUUAGUGGUUGAUACGUGAAUAUUAGGUUAUCAUAUUGUCAUUUUAGAUCGACUUUAUUUGUUGUUUAUAUAUAUUAUUGAUUGAAAUGAAAGUCUGAAUUAUUUUCUAUUCUAAAUAAAAAUAGAUCAAUGCUAUAAAUAUGAAUUUUAAUUAUUUGUUACAAGAUACACUAUUCAGAAAAUUUUGUAUUUAUAUCGAAUUGUUAAUUUUUUUCUUAUACUUUUGGAUUAGAGCGUUGUGCUCUUGUGUUAGAGAGUUGUAGUGUUAUCGAAUCUUCCAUUUAAAAAAACAAAUGUGUUAUUCAAAAAAACAAAUGUGUUAUUGUUAGAAUAAUAUAAGAUUAUUUCUUACUAUCAAAUUUGAUAUUAGUUAUUAUUUAUUAUAAUUUGUUAUUAAUUUAGGAUUUAGUCUAUAUAUUCCUAAAUAGAAGUUAGUAUUAAGUCUUUUGUAUAUGUCAAUAGCUAUUAUCAACAAUAUUACUCUAUAAUCUUUUAUAUAUAAUGACAAAAUUAAGAGUAUUUUAUAUAAUGACAAAAUCAAGAGUUUUGAAAAUAUUUUGGAAAGACUAAUUAAGUGUGUUCAUUAUAAUUCCACCUCUCUUUAUUAAGAAUUUCUUUUGUAUACAAUUCACUUAAUAGGUAUAAGUGUAAUCAAAAGAUCUGUUAUGAGAUCAUGUCGGUGGUUAAAGAAUUUCUUAUCAAUGUGAAAGGUGAUUUUAUCUUUAAAGUGUGAAAAUUCUAAGUAAAUAUAUUCUUUAUGAAGAAUAAGAUAGUUCUUUUGAACGAAUAUUGUUGACGAGGACAAUGUAAUUUAUUUUUUUGGAGUGUUUUAACUUCAAUUGAAGAAUUUUAUUUAUGAUAUAAUAAUGUAUUUAUUUUGAACUAUGACUUUCAUCGAAGAAAAUAUGAAGUUCUUAGAGUAACUUAGCUUCAAAUGAAAUACUUUAAUCAUGGAGUAUCUAGUUUUUAUGAACUAAAAUUAUCCAUGUCAAUAAUAGAAUCUAAUGUAUAAUUUUCAAUCAAAGAGGAGGUGGUUGUGUUGGGUGAAAUAAGAUAUGUUAAAAGAAUUCCUCACUGCUUAGUAUUAUAAAGAAAGAGAGAGGAUUAUAUAUUUAGGCUUUAGUUAUUUGUUACA